AUGAUUACAACAAAGAAGCUUAUCAGAAAGGAAAGGAAGUGGCAGAAGAUAGCAUCCAUUGGAAGGAAAAGAAUUGCCUCAGCAAGGACUAAUACAAAGAUAGCUGCUGCUGCUGCAAAUGAUUAUAAUAGAUCAUCAGAGGUUGUUAAAGGAUGCUUUGUUAUCUUCACAAUGGAUAAGAGACGCUUCCUGAUUCCCUUGGCGUUUCUUAGCAUCUGCAUUUUCCGUGAACUCUUCAAGUUGUCUGAAGAGGAGUUUGGACUGCCAAGUGAUGGACCUAUAACAUUUCCAUGUGAUACAGUUUUCAUGAACUACAUUGUCUUCAUUGCGAAACAAGGAUUAUCCAAGGAUUUGGAGAGAUCAGUGGUCAAUUCCAUUUCUACAUAUCAUUGCUCGUCGGAUACUUAUUUCAAUCAAGGACAUGAAGAUCCAAAGUCACUUGUUUGUGAAUUCUGA
Messenger RNA from Gossypium raimondii (Peruvian cotton), 456 nucleotides. RefSeq names its product auxin-responsive protein SAUR68. Lineage: Eukaryota; Viridiplantae; Streptophyta; Magnoliopsida; Malvales; Malvaceae. Gene Ontology annotation, biological process: response to auxin. The record is from RefSeq and is a predicted model, not a curated record. The transcript has a single exon. The coding region runs from base 1 to 456 and encodes 151 amino acids.